Aureobasidium namibiae CBS 147.97 is the source of this 1401-nucleotide messenger RNA. RefSeq lists its product as uncharacterized. The transcript has a single exon. The coding region runs from base 1 to 1401 and encodes 466 amino acids. The record is from RefSeq and is a predicted model, not a curated record. Lineage: Eukaryota; Fungi; Ascomycota; Dothideomycetes; Dothideales; Saccotheciaceae. Gene Ontology annotation, molecular function: protein binding.
AUGCUCACUCCAACACCGGUGCCAUCCUCCACUACUCCUUCUUGUGAAGUUGUUUACUCAGAACAAAUGGUACCAUCUGCAGAUCAGCCGUCUAGCGGUGCUGUCAGCGACUCUUCAAUAGCCGAGCCGUCUCAUGGUCUCGUUCUUCCGAACGAGCUUCUUACCAUGAUUGCUGGCGAGUGCGACCCAGCCGAUCUGAAGAACAUGCGCUUGGCCUCGCGACUCAUGCACCAAAUCUCGACUCGGCCUUUCGCGCGCAAAAGCUUCUCUCGUCGUCGCUUUCUCUUCACCUAUCAGAGCAUGAAAGCGUUGGUUGAUAUCACGGCUCAUCCGACCUUUGGAACCCAUCUUAGGUGCAUCUCCUUUGGCACCUAUCGCAUGAUCGAAGACCCUGAACGACACGAUUUUCCUGGUCAAUCUGAAGAUUGGUUAGCUCGUUACCGUUCAGUCGAAGCGAUACAUCGACGUUUCCGCCAGCGCGAUCAGCACAUCGAAAUGCUUGUGCUAGCUCUCAAGAAUCUUAUCACAUGCCAAAACAAUACGGUGAUCCUAGGAAUUCAUGAUGACUUCCACCGCGACGAGUACAGACGUCGAGGUUAUGCCUUCCAGGCUUCGUACCAAGAUCUCGAUGCCCUCGAAGUACACUCGACCGCAGCGCUCGAUGCGGUGUUGACGGCCAGGCGGCAGAGUGGAUUUCCACUCACGGCACUAAAGUUGUGUCUCUCUGAAGCGUCUGAGAGCCUAUCAGAACUGGCGCUGGAACCAAACACUGUGCUCGAUUCGGUCCUACCCUCUCAAAUCUCGGUAUCUACAACAGCACUGGACUUCCAUGUCAACGUCUGGCAAGAAGAAGGAUCUCAUGCAAAGGUGAAGAUUUUAUCAAAGUUCACUCGUCUCGAGUUGUCGAGACUCAGCAUAGACGCCCAGGAGUUGUCCAGAAGCUCUCUCAAAGCGCUCGACGAAGAUUCUUACGGAAGAAUUUGGGAGACCAUCAUCUCAUGUCCGUUACAAUCUAUCUCUCUGGAAAGAUCAGAUGCAGAUUCCCAUCACUUUGUCCAUUUCCUCCAGAAUCACAAGGACCGACUGAAAACGCUCAAGCUUCGUCAGGUGCGUAUUAUUGCGUUCGAGCCGCCCCAAGACGUGAUAUUUGCAUUUCUUCGUUUCUUGAGGGACAGUCUAAGACUAGUCCAUCUGUCCAUUAAUAACCUCUCUGUAGUAGAGAAAUACGUUAAUGGACCGAUGAUGUAUCUACCAGCCUUAGAGCAGGAAUUGGUAUUCGAAGGACGCGAAGAGGUCAACGAGGGACUAGAAGGUUUGAUCGAAGAGAUCAAGCAAGACUACCGGGAUGACGGAUCGGACGACUUGUUUAGCUUGUCCGAUGGCGAGCAUGAGGAUGAUUGA